AUGAAGAUUGUUUACAUCGGAAUCCUCCAAAAUGCCCAGCAACCCGCUGUGGAGCUCUGCGCUGAGCGCGAGCUGAGCAGCUACUCCCGUUUCACCCGCGGCAGCAUCAGCGAGUUCAUGACCAUGUUCAGCAAGACCGUGGCCGAGCGCACAAAACAGGGCCAGAGACAGGAUAUCCAAGAGCAGGACUUCACAUUCCACGUCUACGCCCGCACCCAAGGCAUCGCUGGCGUUAUCAUCAGCGAUAACGAGUACCCCUCGCUCGCCGCGCAUCAGAUCCUCUCCAAGGUCCUCGACGAGUUCCUGUCCCAGAAUCCCACCGCGGGCGCCUCGCGCAACCCGGUUUCCUUCCCCGCACUGAGGACCUACAUCACCACCUAUCAGAACCCGCAGGAAGUGGAUAGUAUCAUGAAGAUUCAGAAGGAGUUGGAUGAGACCAAGAUCGUGCUGCACAAGACCAUCGAGAGCGUUCUGGAACGAGGCGAGAAGAUCGACGACCUGGUCUCCAAGAGUGAGGGACUCAGCGCCCAGAGCAAGAUGUUCUACACGUCUGCGAAGAAGCAGAACUCCUGCUGUGUGAUUAUGUAA
Messenger RNA from Aspergillus clavatus NRRL 1, 588 nucleotides. Its product is annotated as palmitoyltransferase YKT6. The coding region runs from base 1 to 588 and encodes 195 amino acids. Gene Ontology annotation, cellular component: membrane; Golgi apparatus. Gene Ontology annotation, molecular function: SNAP receptor activity. The transcript has 4 exons. The record is from RefSeq and is a predicted model, not a curated record. Lineage: Eukaryota; Fungi; Ascomycota; Eurotiomycetes; Eurotiales; Aspergillaceae. Gene Ontology annotation, biological process: endoplasmic reticulum to Golgi vesicle-mediated transport.